AGUUGACAAGGCUAUUAAGCUGGAAUGGCUGCCCGACGCAUUUUAACACGAGUGGAUAACGAUGACGAUGAAGAGCAAUAUACGGGGAAGAGCAUCCUACCUGUUUCUCAUGAGAAGACAAUCGAUGAUACAUUUGUACCUGCAACGGGCGAAGACUACUUGCUCAUGGUUCGGAGACAAACGCGAAGAGUUCCUGCUAUUGUAGUAGCGGCACCGCCUCCGGAAACGAAAAAGUUCAGCCCAUCGACAUUACCCAGCCAUUAUCAGUUCCAAGUUGAGCAAGUCACACCGACCGCAGAGAACUUGCUCCCAAAAGACGAAUGGCGAACAGCAUUUCGAACACAAUUCGACGGUAUCAAAGAGAGUUUCUCACAGCUUUCCAAGCUUCAGAACAAUGAAAUUAAGCUACCAGCAGCAAAGGAUAAAAUGCAAUGGAAAGAAUUUCUUUAUGGGGCGCCAAAGACCGAGGAAAGUAGUGAUCAAAAAGAAGGACAUAAUCCCGAUGUCAACAUUCUUCAGCGGAUAAGUCAGAAUGUUGUACUUAGGUUAUUGAAUUGGCACAUUGAGUGGCUUGAAAAUAACGAGAUACAGAAAAACCAGGCAAUGUGGAUGUACGCGCUCUUGACGCGAUUGGACAAAGUCAUGACUUCAGAUGAAACGUCCAUCCUAAGAAACGUUUCUCGUAAAUGCAUUCAAAUUCGGCAAGAGCAAGCUGACCCCGAAAACCCGCAGGUGGCGUACCUCAACAUCCUCAUCACUAUCAUUGCAGCUUGCUUUGGUCAGGCUGACUUGGUUUAAACCUCAGGCAGAUCCCAUCCCACAUCCCUCCUAAUACCCCGAACCCCCAUGUGCAUUACUUGUUGAUUCCGAGUUAGUUCUACAUUUGAUUAUUCAUUUUACAAUUUUUAAAAAAAAGUGGCAUGGCCCGAGCGCAUGCAACAGUGUAUCUAUAAAAGCAAUUACAAGAUGCAGCAUAUUGCUGUUUAGAAUUCAAACUGAUCUCGGAAUUGAUUGAUAUCAGCUCCAACCAUAGCCUUGUCAGCAAGAUCACGGCGAUCCUAUAGUAAUCGAAUGUUUAGUUUCAU
This is a messenger RNA of Umbelopsis ramanniana AG, 1085 nucleotides long. RefSeq lists its product as uncharacterized. Gene Ontology annotation, biological process: spliceosomal snRNP assembly; spliceosomal complex assembly. The record is from RefSeq and is a predicted model, not a curated record. Gene Ontology annotation, cellular component: SMN complex; nucleus; spliceosomal complex. The coding region runs from base 25 to 798 and encodes 257 amino acids. Lineage: Eukaryota; Fungi; Mucoromycota; Umbelopsidomycetes; Umbelopsidales; Umbelopsidaceae. The transcript has 5 exons.